UUCACAAUCCCCCAUAUUUCUUUUUCAUAUUUCCCUUUUAUCUCUUCUACAUCUCUCAUCAGAGAAUCAUCAAUCUUCAUAUUUACACCACAGUAGCAAGCAUCUCCAUUAAUAUCAAUGGAGACAAAUCCACCAACCUCUGAAUUAAUGUCGCCGGUCCGUAGUUUCCCAAACCGGUUCUUUUGCAGCGACUUCCAAAACGAUGAAGAAUUUAAUGCUCCAGCAUCUGCAUACACUUAUAUGCAUGUUGAUUGUUCUCGGUCAUCUGAAGCCCCUGUUAGAUCCCCGGAUGUUUUGGUAUCCAACAAUUUCAUGAAAAACGCGGUUAUUGAUGACCAGGAUAUGGAUAUUGAUGAAGCAUCCCAAGAUUCCCAGAUGGAAGCCAUGACUGUUGCUGUUUCUGGAUCAUCUCAUGGUCCUUCUAUGUUUGCUGAAUCACCACGCGGCCAGUUAGACGGUUGUACAAUGGACAAUGGGAUCCCACUUUAUUUUCAUAUCACACAUUUUAUAACUUGUAUUGUCAUGCCAUUUUAUUGCAGAUUCAUAACUUUUUCCGUUUUAUGGUACAGGUCCUUCGAAUCCAUACUUUGUUUUUGAUACCCCUCAGGGAACCCGUUACUGGAUUCCUAAUGUUGCUGAUAAGUUCAUACCGGUGUGUGGCAAAACUUAUCCAACCUUUCAGGAUGUUCUUUCCAUGUAUGAACUUUAUGCGCUCGAAGCAGGUUUUUCUGUUAAAAAAGGUCAAACUAAAGUCUGGAAUGGAAUUCCCACACACAAGUAUCUCCGAUGCUCAAAAUAUGGAAAACCCCAACCAAAGCGGACUUUUGACACCCUAGAUGAAUCUUCUGUUAAGCACCGGAGGACCACCUUCUCAUGGUGUGACUGUAAGGCAAGCAUACUAGUAUCGAUAUCGAACGAUUCAUACACAGUCCUGACUUUCAAUG
Messenger RNA from Helianthus annuus (common sunflower), 944 nucleotides. RefSeq lists its product as uncharacterized. Bases 118 to 597 code for a protein of 159 amino acids. NCBI's taxonomy places the organism in Eukaryota, Viridiplantae, Streptophyta, Magnoliopsida, Asterales, Asteraceae. The record is from RefSeq and is a predicted model, not a curated record. The transcript is spliced from 3 exons.